CCUGGUUUGUGCAGCCUCCAGGCUUGAGCUGCUGCUUCCUGGGAGGAGGAGCGGGCAGGCUAGAGCGCAGCCUUCCAUAGCCAUCACAAGGAUGAUGUGGAGUCUGCUGAUUCGUAGCUAUUGCAUGCUGUGGGCCUGCACUGCAAGGCCAGGCCUGGUGAGGAAGGCAGAUGUUAAGAGUGUGGGGGUUCAAGUAGCUUCAUCUUCCUGCGCUGUCCCAGGGAGGUGGCAGUAGGUGCCUAAGAGCUGCACCUGUAAUGUGGCUGUGUCCUGAUGGGAUAGUGAUAGGUCCUCAGGAGCAGCUUUUGGGUUCAGCUACAUGUGGUGCGGCAGAGGAAGACUUGGGACAGGGCAGCCAGUCCCUCAGGCACUGCAGCACCCCUGCAGCACCUACUGUGCUGCCCAGUCUCCUUGCUGUAGCAGUUGAAUCAAACAACGCUCUUGAACACUUCAGUUUGGCUGGCCUGAACAGAACUGGAGGGAGGAGGAGAUGGACUGCUUGGAGAGCUGGUCCAUGCUGCCAUGAGGCAGGAGUGCAUUCCUGCACAGAGGAAAGAGGGCACCGAGAAGUCAAACUGGUAUGGCCAAGAGAUGAUUUCCAGCCUGCUGUCUGUCUGUGUGCUUUGGGGUCAUGAAAGUAGCAGCGGAGAAUGAUCUUGCUAUGCUUGGCAGCCCCUAGCCAGUACUGUGAGACAAAGCAGGGAGGACUACACAGUCAUAUGGUGGAGGUGUCCCACUAAACCUGCAUAGCUCUGGGUGGUUCUUUGGUAGCUAGAAUCAGCUUAUCCUGGAGGAGAUGGUUUGGAGCCUAAAAUGGAAACCAUAAAAUGAGGCUCUGGAUCCCCAAAUGAGGCUUUGGACCCUGAGAAGCAUUUGAACCCAAAACUGAGGCUUUGGAUCCUCAAAUUGAGAGAGUGGCCACAAAAAAUUAACAUUGUUGAGCUUGGGUAAGGGAUCUCAAAAUUGGGACUUUGGACUUUGAGAAAGGUUCCUCAAACGGCUGUUUUGGGUCCUAAAGAGGAAGCAUUAGUCGCAGUAACAGAGGCUAUGGACCUGAGGGAAAAAAAUCAAGACUGAAAGGGGGGUUGUGUUCCAGAAAUUAUGAUUUGCACCUCAGCAUGGGGCUUUAGAAUUUAAAGCUGGGGCUUUGAACUCCCCUGUUCAGGUGCUGCUGGAUCCCAAAAUGAUGCUUUGAUCCCUCAAAAUGGGUAUUUGGACCAUAAAAGGAGGCUCUGGGCCCCAAUUUUCAGGUCUUAUCUGAUAGAAUGGGGAUCAGGGAACUUAAAAAGAUGGGUCUUUUCUUUUUGGACCCUAAAAAGGCGGCUUUGAAGUAUAAAGUGAAACUGUGGGGCCUAAAAAUUAGAUGUUACACUGUGAAAAUGGCAGCCUAGGCCAUAGAGCUGUUAUCAACCUGUAUCAGAGCUGAGAGUAUAAGCGAAGUAAUGACAGCUUUUGGUUCAAAACGGAGCCUCAGAGCCCCGACAGCAAGAGUUUGGUCACUAAGAGCUGAGAGUUCAGACAAGCAAAAGACAACUUGCUAUCACAGAUAGAGGCUUGAGACCUGAACAAGUUUGGAAUCUGGAAAUGGACCUUGGAAAAGAAAGAGCUUUGGGAGCCUGGAAAAGGGGGCAUCUGGACCCUAAAAUAGGCCUUAUGACACUGAAAGGAUUAUUUGUAACUGAAAUGGAGGAUCUGGGUCCUGAAGAGCAGGCGCUGGGAACUAAGAGCCAUAGAAUCGUUUAGGUUGGAAAACUUUGCUUAAAGCCUGUGGGGCUUCAGGGAGGCUCCAGACCAACCCGGUACUCACAGACGCUUUAUGCUACCCUAGGCAGCCGCACCUCCCCAUCCCGCUGCCCCGCUCAGCCACGAGCAGCGGCGGGCACGGUGCCGCCCCUUCCGCGAGGAGGCGGGAUGGGGCCUCCCUGCCGCCGGAGGGCGCUCGACCGCGCGGCCGUCUCCGCGCGCGCUACUCCGUUGCUACGGGGGCGGGGAGGAGCCAAAAACAAACGGCAGCGCGCGGGAGGGCGGCAUGGCUGCUGGCGGCGCGAUCCGUCCCUAGAGAGGCAUUUCAGAGGCCACAGAGAUGCCAUCACUAGUGUGGACUUCAGUCUCAAUAAGAAACAAUUGGCAAGUGGUUCAAUGGAUUCAUGUCUGAAGAUCUGGAGUAUGAAACCUCAGAUGAGAGCCUAUUGCCUUGUGGGCCACAAAGAUGCAGUGAUGUGUGUUCAGUUUUCCCCUUCUGGCCACCUUGUAGCUUCAGGCUCCAGAGACAAAACAGUCUGCUUAUGGGUUCCAAGUGUCAAAGGAGAAUCUACUGUGUUCAAGGCUCACACAGCAACUGUGAGAAGCGUUCAUUUCUCCAGCGAUGGCCAGUCCUUGGUUACAGCUUCCGAUGACAAAACAAUCAAAGUGUGGACAGUUCACAGGCAGAAGUUUUUGUUCUCACUCAGUCAACACAUAAAUUGGGUUCGUUGUGCCAGAUUCUCUCCUGAUGGACGAUUAAUAGCAUCAGCCAGUGAUGAUAAAACUGUCAAACUGUGGGAUAAAACUAGCAGAGAAUGUAUACAUUCCUUCUGCGAGCAUGGGGGGUUUGCAAAUCACGUGGAGUUUCAUCCCAGUGGUACGUGCAUUGCUGCAGCUGGUACAGAUAAGACUGUGAAGGUGUGGGAUGUUAGGAUGAACAGACUUCUCCAACAUUAUCAAGUGCACACCGCUGCAGUAAACAGUCUUUCCUUUCACCCCUCUGGAAAUUACCUGAUUACUGCUUCCAAUGAUUCAACUCUCAAAAUUCUGGACUUGCUCGAAGGAAGACUUCUGUAUACUCUUCAUGGUCACCAGGGUCCAGCCACCUGUGUAGCAUUCUCCAGAACAGGAGACUUCUUUGCCUCUGGAGGAUCUGAUGAGCAGGUGAUGGUAUGGAAGACUAAUUUCAGUGCAGCAGAUUACGAUGGAGUUCUGAAAACACACAAGUCUGGUGCUACUGUGGAUGGAACCCAUCACCGUCUGCCACCAGAAAUGGAUUGUGGUGUUCAUCUUAAGAAAACAAAAUCUCAGGAUACUGGUAGGAACCAUGAACGGCAAGAGGAGGAUGUCCAUCUUGCAGAUACCUUGGAACAUAUUAUAGGACAACUGGAUGUUCUGACUCAGACAGUUUCCAUCCUGGAGCAGAGGCUGACGCUCACAGAGAACAAGCUGAAGGAGUUUCUGGAGAACCAGCAGAAAAUCAUUCAGAACAAAGAGAACUGAGUUUGUAAAAGAGGAGCACUGCUGAGGGCCCUUGGAGGUUGUGGGGGUUUGUAUUCCUAACAGACUGGGUGACUUUAAUGAUUUGGAGAGUAAUCAAUUUUUAAUUGAUAUGUAUAGUUACUGCAUCUGUAAAUACAAAGCUUUGUUACUUUACUAAAAUAAAAGAUUUUUAUUUAUAA
Messenger RNA from Gallus gallus (chicken), 3425 nucleotides. RefSeq names its product POC1 centriolar protein A (gene POC1A). Gene Ontology annotation, molecular function: protein binding. The transcript is spliced from 11 exons. Gene Ontology annotation, cellular component: ciliary basal body; centriole. Bases 1912 to 3246 code for a protein of 444 amino acids. The record is from RefSeq and is a predicted model, not a curated record. Lineage: Eukaryota; Metazoa; Chordata; Aves; Galliformes; Phasianidae. Gene Ontology annotation, biological process: cilium assembly.